Magallana angulata is the source of this 1621-nucleotide messenger RNA. RefSeq lists its product as uncharacterized. The transcript is spliced from 6 exons. The record is from RefSeq and is a predicted model, not a curated record. Lineage: Eukaryota; Metazoa; Mollusca; Bivalvia; Ostreida; Ostreidae. Bases 33 to 1091 code for a protein of 352 amino acids.
UAACCUUAUUCAGCAAUAGCGAACCACGGGAGAUGGGGUCUCUUGGACGGAGACUCCAGGUAUUCCAAGUUACAUUUUUGCUGGGGUCAGUAUUCUGUCCACAUUUCUACUACUCGAAUCCUAACAACUGCUUUUCUACUGACAAUUUUCAUGGAGGAUAUUACUCAAGCGGUGUCCUGCGCAGGCUCCAGAACACGGGUCCCUUCACUUGUGUUAGAGAAUGCCUGCUGAGGAGGAGCUGUCACUCUGUAGACUACCAGUCGGACGGUGGUCGGUGUGAACUACUCUACUUACUGCCAGAACAUAGGAGUAUUACCAUUCCACCCGACGGCCAGCUACACAUAGAGAAGACACAGAUUUAUCCAAUGUACUCGGUGGUAAAUAUCCUGCCGUGUCAUGACACUACAUGUGGAGAAUAUGAAAGAUGCCAAGUUCUGUUUGAUAACAGUACUGUCUGCACCACGACAGAAUGUAGCCCUCUCAAUGUCUCUCGGUUGUGGACGGCAGAUGUUAACAGUACACUAGCUGUGGGUGAGGAGGUUAACUUCUACUGUUCUAAUGACCCGUCCCUUCUUAUGGCCACAGUAAAGUGUCGUCAAAGUGGGUUGUGGAAAAUAACACAACGAUCUCUAGCAAACACACAUCAGUGCAACCGGAUUGAAUGUUUGAAACACCAAGAUGCCGUCUACAACAACAAGUCGUACGGAUGUUAUUCGUUCACCAACAAAAGAAAAUCAUAUAAAGAUGCAAGCACAUAUUGUCAGUCUAUGUCACCGCACAGCCAUUUGGUGCUUUUAGAUUCUGCAGAAAAGGUUCGAGAUUUAAAAGAUGUCCUCCCUCCAUAUGUAUCCCCUAUGAUAUUUAUUUGGGUUGAAGGACUCUAUAGCCAUGAAACUAAAACCAUAGAUAUAUGGAAUGGAUCCAUUUCAGUUCAGAACCUGCGGAACUUGCAAGCAUAUGCAAAUAUCGACCUCACCAAUUCCGGAUGUCUUUCGUUCAGUGCUUUGUAUGAAGAGAUCCACGUUGAUAAAAAUUGUGAUGACAAAUACUUGUCCGUAUGUGAAAUAGACAUAAAUAAUUACAGAUUAUAAAGUGGAUCAUGAACUCCGCAGUCCAAAAUUCCAAAUAAUGUGUUUUUCACUUUCAAAUGUAUUUAUUUACACCAUAUCAUCAUUUAAGAAAACAAUCUUAGAGGUUUGAAGUAUAUUUCUGUUUUUUUUUUUAAAUACCGAACACGUUACCCACCAUCAUGGCAGUCAGUAAAUUUUCGAGGUGGCCCAUGACAACAAAUUAUAAAAUUCCUUACAUACUACAGCAGUUUUGAAAUACUGUAGAUUCCUUAUUUUACGCGACUACUUAUUUCCGCGAUUCAAUCGUUAUCUAUCAAAUCGCGAGAAUAUAAAUUGUGAACGCCGAAUUUUCAUCAAAGUUCCAUUUAGUUUAUAAUUAUUUGUUCGAAAAAUCCGCUUUUCGCGGAUAUUAAUUCCUAGCGUUUAAUUAAGAAUCUACAGUAAUUGCAAGUUCAUUUAUGAAAUAAAAACACCAAAUGAUGUUACUCUCAAUAAAUAAACAUGGACAUGUAGUAUUAAAGAUACAGAAUAAAUAAUGUUAAACACUUUUA